Molecule: messenger RNA, 2394 nt
Organism: Centruroides sculpturatus (bark scorpion)
Lineage: Eukaryota; Metazoa; Arthropoda; Arachnida; Scorpiones; Buthidae
Exons: 3
Coding region: 1-2394 (797 amino acids)
Source: RefSeq, a predicted model, not a curated record
AUGGCUCCCUUGAGGGCGCUAUUCGAAAUUAUAAACAAAAAGAAACGUGUUCGCAUGCUGUGUUCGUGUUUAUCAACAUUGUCCUCGUUGCUGUCAAACGGAGCAAAAAGAGUAGUUCCAAAGUGCAUACAGCUUAAGCGCAAGAAAUUUCCGGAGUGUUUACGAGGGAUAAUUCCGAAGGUAGAGCAGUCUCUUUUGACCAAGCUAAUUAGAAACAAACGCAAGUGCCUUGCAGAAGCAGAGCAAAAAACCUACGUAGCUCAUCUGUAUUUUUCCAAAGCAUGUGACCCCUCCACGUUGUACGUUCAACUGGGCAAAGUGCAAAGUAUAACAUCAAUCUCCACGCAGAAAAUUAAAAAGAAGUUGGACAAAAAGCUCCAGUGGCUACUCAAUUCGACGCGUACGCAAAAAGCAGCAGUAGUAACCACUCCAUAUUACAAUUAUACAAAAGAGCAAGUACCCAUAAUCGUACAUAACACACUGGAACGGGGUCCCAAGUACAUCUCACAUCCUAUGAGAUCGGAUUUCGACCAGUUAGUCCCAGCCACCUUAGCAGCUUUAAAAGCCUGCCAGACUGCACCAAUGUACCAGCAAAUGGAGUUAGAAGUCAUCACAAAGCUUGCUACAACAAAGCACAUCUCCGAUGCACCAAAUAGUCGCAAAAACCAACAAGCAGUAACGAAAUUCCUUGCCAAGAACGAUCUGAGGCUCUUAGUAUCGGACAAGGACAAAAGAUUUGUUUUGUGCAGAGAAAAUGACUUCAUCGCUAGAGCCAAUGAGUUUCUGUUACAAUCAUGCUCUGUGGAGAUAAACAGCGACCCAACAACAGCAGUACUGCGAAGAGCAAAGAAAAUCAUAGCACUUCCAGGAAUAGCCUUAACACUACCAGGACGCCUCGAUCCUCCAUCCAAUGUUGCAUGCCCUAGGCUAUUUUUCCAGCCAAAAACGCAUAAAGAGAACUGGCCACUACGACCAUUAGUAAACAAAAGGUCACAUCCCACUUACCACCUAGAAAAAGCCCUUGCAAAGUUUCUACGAGAGCUACUUCCGGAAUCACCGCAUGUCACUCCUUCCUCUAUGGAUGCCAAAACAAUCAUUAGUUCCAACAUGGCAAAAGCACAUGGCAAUAGCAGCAUGUUCUACAAAAUGGACGUGAUAUCCCUGUACCCAUCCGUUCCUGUAUUUGAAGCUGUAAUGCUAGCCAACGCUAUGCUCCUCGAAAAAGGUUUUACGGUUCAACAAGUGCUAGACAUUCGUGAAGCGUUGAUCUUUAUCACUGAAAACAACUAUUUCCGCUUCAACCAGAAAAUAUAUUUACAGAAGCAAGGAGUCCCCAUGGGCUCUCCUCUCUCAGCAGUAUUAGCCGAGCUCAUUAUGAGGGACGUGGAACAAAAAAUUUUCAAAGUUCCGCUUGCUAUGUGCUACCCAUCACUAUACUUGCGCUAUGUAGAUGACAUUCUACUAAUAUGGGAAAAUUCAGAAGAGGAGUUUAUCCAAUUUAUGCAGCAACUUUCAAGCGUGCAUUCCACCAUCAAUUUCACAUGGGAAAAGGAGCAAGAUCGAUCUAUAACAUUUUUGGAUAUGCGGAUACAGAAAUCAAUAGAAGGGCCGCAGUUUACGGUGCAUCAUAAGUCCAACAUAGUCCCCUAUAUCAUUCCAGCUGAUGCAUUUCAACCAUCGCGGUAUGUCAAUUCCGCCAUAGCGGCUCUCAUCAGAAGAGCGAUGCUACUUCCCUCAUCGCAAGCUCUAAUAAAAGUCGAACUGGAAAUCGUAAGAACGGCAGUACAUCACGCUGGAUUCACAAGUGCCAAAUUUACGCAUGUACUACGUAGGGUAAAAGAUUCCCUUUUCCCGUUUACCACACUACAUAGCAAAAAAGAAAUGUCUAGAGUACAAUCAGCACUGCCGUACCUAGGAGCACCGUCCAUACUUAUUAGCCGUAUUUUCCGGCGAUACAGCUUUACUCUUCCUUUAACUACCCUACCCAACCUACGCAGGAGUAUAUGCAAUGAUCGGGAUAAAGUCGACGUUUUAGAAAAAUCGGGAAUAUACGCAGUGCAACUGGAAAAUCCAAUAACGGGGACAAUUGAGAAGUAUAUAGGGGCAACGACAAGAAUGCUCGCUUGCCGUAUCGCAGAACAUCAAGAUGAUAUAAACAAAGGAAGACAGACCACAGAGCUCGCCAGAAAAGUUCUACAGCAGGGCUAUAACCCGUUAUGGUCAAAAACAGCGUUGCUCAGGAGCUGUAACAACAGAAGAAUUACAUUUAUUUGGGAAGCGCUCCUUACAAUGACCACAGACGCAUGCAACGUCCCCACACUCGACUUGCCCGAAAUAUGGGUUACUUUAUACCAGCGUUUAAAUAGCAAAAAGCGCCAAGAGUCGCACAAUUAG